AUGUCGAAGCAAUUGACCAAGGUCUAUUACAAACUUGACACAAAAGAAGAUCAGUGUAAUAUGAAAAACCUUGGAUUUGAGAAAUUUUAUGGAUGGCUCCAAAAAAAUGAUUUUGAUGAAACAUUAAAAUCACUUGAAACACGCAUCAUCCAGGGAUAUGAAGAUAUAGUUGCCACAAGGAAUUCAUUUUCAAUGUGUAUUUCCUUUUAUGAUCAUAAUGAUGCAAAUUCAUUCAGAAGAUAUAUGUCAUAUAGGGAAUUUGAAGGAAAUGCGAGGGCAGUAGCUUUUUGGUAUGGAAUUUGUCCUGCGCAUGAAGUUAUUGUUAGAAAUGUACCUCUUGAUAGCACUCGUCGAACCAUUUUUGAAAAAUUUGAAAAUUAUGGUAACAUUGGUCGAGUAACUCCAUGUAAAACUAAUCCAUCUGUUUAUUGGGUUGCUUUCAUUAGUUCCAAGGGUGCGAAAACUGCAAUUGCAAAGGAAACAAAUAUUUCAUCUGCAAAAGGCAAUAAAUUUGAAAUCCCAAGUCUAGCAUCCGAGAGAUAA
This is a messenger RNA of Trichomonas vaginalis G3, 543 nucleotides long. Its product is annotated as RNA-binding domain, RBD family-containing protein. Lineage: Eukaryota; Parabasalia; Trichomonadida; Trichomonadidae. Gene Ontology annotation, molecular function: nucleic acid binding. The record is from RefSeq and is a predicted model, not a curated record. The coding region runs from base 1 to 543 and encodes 180 amino acids. The transcript has a single exon.